CCGGGGAGGGGAAGGACCGGCCCGUUUCCGGGUGGCGUGUGGGGCUGGAGAGUAGAGCGGUUCUCGCCACCGCCAGCAUGGAGAGUUUGUACCGAGUCCCGUUCUUGGUGCUGGAGUGCCCCAACCUGAAGCUGAAGAAGCCGCCCUGGGUGCACAUGCCCUCGGCCAUGACGGUGUACGCUCUGGUGGUGGUGUCUUACUUCCUCAUCACCGGAGGAAUAAUUUAUGAUGUUAUUGUUGAACCUCCAAGUGUUGGCUCUAUGACUGAUGAACACGGGCAUCAAAGACCAGUAGCCUUCUUGGCAUACAGAGUAAAUGGACAAUAUAUUAUGGAAGGACUUGCAUCCAGCUUCCUGUUUACAAUGGGAGGUUUAGGUUUCAUAAUCCUAGACCGAUCCAAUGCUCCAAAUAUUCCAAAACUCAACAGAUUUCUUCUUCUGUUCAUUGGAUUCGUCUGUGUCCUAUUGAGUUUUUUCAUGGCCAGAGUAUUCAUGAGAAUGAAACUGCCGGGCUAUCUGAUGGGUUAGCGUGCCUUUUGAGAAGAAAUCUGUGGAUACUGGAUUUGUUCCUGUUAAUAAAGGCGGAAAGGCGGUACCAAGCCUCUGCUAUGAAAUAUGGAAAAGAAUGAAAAGCAGCAGAAAAGAAGCAUCUAGUAGGAAACAUGGAAACAUAUUAAAGCUCGGACUAGAAUAUCUUCUUGGUAUCAAAGAGACUAGCUUAUACAGUGUUUUUUCCUGCUGACCUACACUGACAUACCCAUGUUAAGUGGCAUUUUCUUCUCGGUUUUUAAUUUAAGGAAAAUAUACUCCAUUUCUACACCUGUAAUAUUGAAUAGAGUAAUUAUUUUUUACAACCAUCUUAACAUUAUUUUGGAGAUGACAUUUCUGACUUUCAGAAAUGAAUGUAAAAUCAGGAAGCAAGAUCCCAUAAAGCUGGGAACUCUGGACAGCUGACCAGUUUUACCUGUGGUGCUUUGCCUUUAAACAGAGUGUGUGCUAGCACAUUAUUUCAGAUGUGUAUGUAAGACUGUUUGCUGAACAAUAAGGUGUAUGAAAGGAGCAGGAAUAAAGAAUUUUUCUAAUUAA
Myotis brandtii (Brandt's bat) is the source of this 1085-nucleotide messenger RNA. RefSeq names its product oligosaccharyltransferase complex subunit (non-catalytic) (gene OSTC). The record is from RefSeq and is a predicted model, not a curated record. The coding region runs from base 78 to 527 and encodes 149 amino acids. The transcript is spliced from 4 exons. Lineage: Eukaryota; Metazoa; Chordata; Mammalia; Chiroptera; Vespertilionidae. Gene Ontology annotation, cellular component: oligosaccharyltransferase complex.